CCGCCCCGCGCCGCCACCGCGCGUCUCCCCGUCCCCCCCAAGGAGGCACCGCGGGACCUCCGUCCCCGUCCCCGUCCCCGCGCCGGGAGGGCAUCGCGGCCGCACCGCCGCGCCAGGUUGAAGGCUGCGCCGCGCCGAGCCCGCUGCCUCUGCAUCGCAUUAGGCGUGCUGGAGCCGAGCUCGCGGGGGGGCUCUUUGUCAGCUGCAGCCUGUGGAUUUCCCGGGCGGGAGAGCGGAGUUUUUCCUCCUUGCCCCAAAGGCGCAACCUGCCCUCUCCGCUGUGGCAGCGCUGAUUUUUAUCCUUUUUCCUUUCUUUCAUUCUUUCAUUCUUUCUUUCUUUCUUUCUCUCUUUCCUUCUUUCUUUCUUUUUUUUUUUUCGGGGGGAGAGUUGAUUUUAUAAGAAUAUCAUCUGCUUGGCGUGCUGUGGAUCUGCUGUCCCGGGCUCAGCAGCUCACCCUGAGCACGAUGAGGGCCGCUUUCCAGAAUUGCAUAACACACACCGUUCCCUGUGUGCACGAACUCCCUGACAUCCCCUGAUCCCGGUGACUUCCCUUCUAAAUCCAGACCGGGGCUCCAACCGCCGCAUGAGCGACGCUGUGCUGCCUUAGCAGGGGAUGGGACCUGGUCUGCACGUUUCGGAUCUCCCAGGCUCCUCCAGCCGGUGUUUUUUAAGGCACUAAACUUUUUUUUUCUCUUGUGUAAAGAUUGGCACUUCUCCCUCUCCCUCCAAUAAACAGUUUUCCCCUUUCUUCCCCACCCUGUGCUCAUAGACACGUGUCUGUAGCGCAGGUUGUGGAGAGAGGGUUGCCUGCCAAGCUGUUUCUUUCCUUUCUCAGGUCUCUUUGUGUGUUUAUUUGUCAGUUAACCCAGGAGGUCCUUUCCUCAGGUUGCGUUUUGCUCCGGACCUUUCUGACUCCUGCUCAGAUCUUGCAAAUUUUGCUCUGGUGGCUGUUGUCUCUCCUUGCUCCCUCCCUGUCUUCGGCAGCCGAGCUCUGCUCUGAUGGCUCUGGGCAUGUGCAAGGGAUGCUCAUAGCCAUGCAUCUCGCUGGGACCAGGUGCAGGGAUGGGGGUCGCUGGGGAGGGGGUACUGCCCAGGCAUGGGUUGUGCCUCGGCAGUGAGAGCCUCACGCCUGCCGGACUUCUUUGCAACAACCCUUUUGGAUAACUUCAUCCAAGCCCGCUGUCAGAGCAGGCCAAGCCGUGAGCCGUGUGCUGUCUUUGGUCUGAUUUACCCUGUGCGGAGCUGCUCCAGCUGAGCCCACUGAGCCCCCAGUGCAGAAUGUGCCCCCGCCUCCCGUGCUGGGGAGGAAGGCGUCUUGAUGCCGCCGAGCUGCAGAGCUCAUGGUACACGUAUGGGUACAGAUAACAGUGGCGGGGCUCAGCUUUUAGAAACAGUUCUGCAAAACGGGGAGCUCUGAGGGUGCAGCCAGCCUUUUCCCCCUGCCAAUCCCGCGUGGAGCCGUAGGAGCGCAUCCUGCUUCUGCCGGGGAGCUUGGCUCUGUCGUUUAUUAUUGCAGCCGCUGCCAUUACGCUUGACAGACGGGAGUUGCUGAGUAAUGUGCUGUUUGUGUGUAAAUAUCUGAGCGCUCACCAUCGCGCUCCCUGCCGUGGCUCUGCAGCGAGCUGCGUCAGCACCUCUCCCUGUGCAGACCCCGGUGAGCAUCCUCUGUUCCUUCUGCUCCCCAUGCCCUGCGCGGUGCUCCCAAAGUGCCGUUCUGCUGCCGUGGGUCAUGGAGAGGCCAUGCUGCUGCCUGGGUGUGAACUGGGGCAGGAAAGGGCUCUGUGUAUGAGCGCAUGUGUCUGUGUCUGUAUGCACCUUGGGCACAGGGAUGCUGUCCUAGAGUUUGCAGACAUGUAUUUUGCUAUAAACUAACUCAUGGACAACUAGGAAAGCAGCUCUGUUUCGCUGUGCUGGUUUGUUCCAUGUUUUUUUCCCACCUAGCUACUCAGUCCCAAGUUCCCCUUAAUUUCAUCCCAUUACCACUGAAGAUGCUGAAUUAUUCCUUCCUGUAUCAUUUUCAUCCCAUUUGCAGAUUAGCAUCCGACUCCCCCUGUCAGUGCCUGCUCAGCCCGGCUAGACUGAUCACAGCUCCUUUAAUCUCCCCUUGUAAAUCAAUCCCUUCUGCCUCCCCAUCAUUUUUUGUCGCUCGUUUUUCUGAAAUCCCUCCAAUUUGUCCAUUUUGUGCUGGUGACGUAUGCCUGGCCCUAAACAUGAUGUAUACCAGGCAUGGCAGCAUGAGGGAAGGACACCUCCUCCCCUCCCACCCGCUGGGGCUUGUGAUGCUUUGUCAGCACUGAACUGAGUUACUUCCCCAUUAUUCUAAGCUAUAGUCCCUGCUCGGUGUUGCAGAAGGAAGCAGCAUACCCAGGUCAGUGCCCUGGGGAGAAUUCCUCCAAAUUUCAGUGGUGGGUUGGCAAGCUGGGUUUGUGUGCUGCUAUUGCAUGCUGGUGCUCCAGAUGCUGUGCUGGGGGUGUCAGGAGACCACUGUGCCUCUUCCUGCAAAAGCUGAUGGUUGGACAAGGUAAGGUGAGCAAAGUGAGUGAAGACAAACGGUGUUGGGCAGGAGGAUGGGUGGGGAAACUGAGGUCCAUGCGCAGGCUCAGUGCACGUUCCCUCCAAGGCAGGGGGACUUCACGUAGAGGCAGCACUUUGUACAGUGGUGCACUUCGAAGUUUCCUUAUCCCAAGCCUGGAACUCCCAGCACUGUGCGUUCCCACUAGCUGGGAGGGCCGUGCCCUUCCAGGGACCAUCUAUUUUUAGGAGGAGCCGCGUUCUGGACAGUGGCCACUGCAGAUGCUCUCUGCCUCCUCCUCUUGGCCCCUCUCCACGAGAUCUGCUGGUGGGGAGGGUUUUGCUGAGACUCUACAAGAGCACAAUGGAGGUGGCACCACGCAGGGCACAGGGACACCUGAGCGGAUGUCACUGCCCAGGGGUCUCAGUGGGGCUGCACUGCCCUUCACCUGAGUGGGGAAAUGGCAUUGGCUGAGGUCUGGGGACCAGCAGGACGCGGCACAUUUGGCCGCCUCUGGCUGCAGUGCAGGGUACGUCCGUGGAGUAGGAGGGCAGUCUGGGUGGGUGCACGAGAGGGGUCGCUGUGGUGGUCCUGGUCCUGGUCGGGUGCCGGUCCCUUCACCACGGUGACACUAGGGGGCACGAGAUGUGCUGGAAUCCCCUUUGGUGGGAAUGGGAAGGAAGGAUGCGAUGCGAAAGCCACUCUGGACCAUUCCACCUCCUUCAUGAUCCCUCUGCACGCUUUGCAGGAAUCUGAGCAUGAAACCCCCACAGGGGCCACGGGCUGACGUUGGUGGCAUGUCCUCGGCCCCUUGCCCUUACUCUCUGUCCGUGGUCCCUUGUCCUGCUGAGGGGAGGACACGUCCAUCCGGCUGCACACACUGCUGCUUGUGGCCAUGGGAGCAGCGGGAGUGCAGGUGGGAGCGCUGAGCUGCUAUCAUCAUGGGAGUGAGGAGGUGGUGGGCUCGGACAGAGGGUCUCCGGGGAAUUAGGGAAAUCCAGGAAACACCUAGCAUGGUUUUAAUUCCUCCCCAGAGGCUUUGUCCAGGCAGAAUCAGGUUAGACUGGGAAGAUGGGCCGCGCUUUGGUUUCAUUUUCUGCUGGAUGUUAAGUCCACGUGGGGUACCUCCUCGGGGCGGUGUUUUCCCAAAGCAGCAGAAACUUUAGAGAGUCAGAUGUGAUGAGCAGUCCUGAUCGAUCUGGAACACGUGUCUAUUUAUGUAUUGGGUAUGUGUCCGCUGAUGCAUCUGGGUCGUGUUUCAGAAAAUGUGUUUUUUGAGGUGUGUUUAUGCAUUUCGGCAUAAAUUCAACUGUCAUAUUGCCUUUUGUCCUUAAAGUCUAUUAUUCCAGCUGUGAAUGCGUGUGUGUGUACUAAAGCACCGUACACUGCAGCCUUUCUCUUGCUAUAACAAACCUUGUGAAAAAGCAAAUAAAGAGACAUUGUUCUCAUAGUGGGCUUGGAAGGAUUCAAUAUUUAUCUUCUAUGAAUUUUGAUAGUUUUUGUUCAGCGUGUUUGCAGGUUGUGGGUUUUUCUUCCUUUUUUUAGCUUAUCUGCUAAAAAAUUUGCACAAGCAGAAAACCGAAAACAUCCAGACACGCUGAGUUUAUUCAUUACUUAAUGAGCACAGGAGUCAAGCUUCUGGUCUAAAAUGAUGCCUGCUAACAGCCUGGCGCAUCCCUUUCUGCCUGGUCAGUUCUCAAUGCCUUCUGGCUGCCAGACACUGGGAAUCGGAGCACUGCUUCUCUCCCAAACCCCCAGGCAACAAUUUUAGGACACCAAAGCAACGCAAACGCACCCAUCCUCCUGGAGCAGUGCUGGGAGGGUGGGGUGGGAGCACGGAGGAGAUGCUGUGCUGCUGUUUGCUCUUCUGUGCUCAUUCUCCCACAGCCCAGCGCGUGGUUCUGUGGAUUUUGGGCUGUGCUGGGUCUGCUUUUAAGUCAAUUAGGGAUGGUGUCUGAAGGCGGUGUUGUGGUUUGAGGAGGCGAGGUGAUUUGUCUGAAGGUGUUACCUAAUUGGAGGGUAUAGUCAAGGCUCUAAUUAGCCGUGACACCCUAAAGAUGUCAUCGAUGCCCCCUGUCCCAUCAGCCGUGCAUUGCCCUCUGGGGCUGCUGCUGUUUUCCAGUGAUGCCUGUACAGUCGCAGAGCGAAAGGAGGCUGCAGCAGAUGGAAGAAUUAAUAUGAGCACUCAGUGGGGGAAAUCUCCCCUCCCUUUCCCCGUGGGGGGGUGGGAUUGUGCUGCUCCCUGCUUGGGAAGGGUGGGUGAGGGAGGAUGGCGAGGUUUGCAAGAUAGGAUGCUGUGAUGGAGAGGUGAUGGAGGGGUGAUUGCAUGGGACCAGUUGAGACCUGACCCAACCUGAGGGGCUGAGUGCAUGGAAGAGAAGGGACGGGGGCACCUCCAUGACUGCUGCUCCCUGCUUGGGUCACUUUGUGCUUCCAGAGCCAGGAAACAGCAUGAAUUGCUCCUUUGCAACCAGUGCUGAGCAUCAUCAGGAGCCAGGUGGAGCUGGGGGGCUGGAUGGCAGAUAGGGACAGGGAACAGUGUUGUCCUGCCCAGCAUCACACAACAGCAUCCUGUGGUGCUAGGGCUGAGCUCACCCCUGGAGCUGCCAACACCCAAAUGCUGCCCAAGGGAGUUGCUCAGCCCCUGGGCAGAUGUGCAGUCCUGGGAGGGCUCAGAGCUCCUUUGGAGGAAGGAGCUACUGCUGUUCCGCUUUGGAUGGGAGAAGAAGGGAAUUCUCAGGGCACAGCUCCUUCUUUUCUCAGUGCUGCAAGCAGCCCCACUCUGCAGAGGGGCUUUGGUGUUGCAGGCAGUGCCACUGUUCCCCUAAUGCACAUGCUCAGCCAGGCGCAUCUCCAUGCUGGUAAUUACCAAGGGAUGUGUCUGCUUUUAAUUAUGUGGGUGUUAAGGGAGUGAAUGCAUUUUGUUCACCGAGUUGCAGCCUGUUAUUUUCCUAUACCUCAUGGUCUCCGGUGGCUUUCACGAUCCCUGGAGCAUGGUAUAGGGUAACAUGGUCAUGGUGACCUGCCAGGACCCUGUUUGCCCACUCGUGAAAUGUAGCAGCUACUUACAUUACAGGUACCCUCUCUGCACCACAGUCGUUUCGUCCAUGAGCUAAAAAUAAUGCUGGUGACAAUGAGGACACAUCAUCUGCUGCCAUCAGACCUGGAUGCAGAGGCAGGCAGCCCGUCCCAGGCUCUGUAGAUGUGUGAUUUGCCCUCAUUUGUGCAUCACCUCCCUGGCCUCCCAACUGGUGGACGGAGGAAUAAAUACAUUUAAAAGAAGGAGAGGACAAAAUGCUGCCGCUGCUCUGAGGUUUGAUCAAAAACGCUCUGUGCAGACCUUCGGACUCCUCACAUAGCCAAGAGCUCCAGAAAUAAGUUUUAUGGCAAAGGUGCACCAGCACAUAACUAUUCAUUUGGGAAGCGGAUGGCUUUGCUCUGGAUACACCUGGAGGAGGUGCAUUUUGCAGGGUGUGCUGCAGGCUGUGUCAGCUGCAGGCUGCUUUAUUUGCUCUCUUUUGGUCACUGUUUGUCCCAGCUUUGCUGCACAGCACAGCUUCCUCCCACUGUGCACCCAACACGUGUUGCACAGACACGUUCCCCUGCUCGCUGCGCUGUGCCAGCCCACCUAUUUGCAGCUGAGGGAGCUGAACCUGCUCUUUCUUUUUUUUUCUUUUGUGAUUCAUAAAAAGUCUCUCUCUCUCUGGAUGGAGUUGUCUGUGCUUUUAUUGACUUGGUUCCGGGAACAGCAGUGACUUUUCCGUCUCCUGUGUGCAUGAUUUCUGCGAGGGCUCUGAAGCAGGGGCCAGCCCUCGACGCUGCUGUAUCUCCAGUCCUAACGUUGUUAGUCUGACAGGCCCAUUGGAUAUAUAGGUGCAUGUAGUUUUAUCUUGUGCAUGAAAGCAAGGUCUGUGGCAGGGCACAAAGCAUCGCUGAAGGCGAUGUAGGAGGGAGCCCAUUGGCUUGGCAGCAUUGUUGGCCAUACCACAGUAGUGCUGUGCCAACUGGCAGAAGCCCCCGGCCCUUGUAAUGGGAUGUUUCUGCAUGUCUCCUCUCUCAAGGCAUUUUGGGGAGCUCCCCUCUUAACAGUUGCAGCUGGGCUCUGUGGAGUCAAGUGCUGCAGGACAGCCCACACAUUUGCAUGGGGAUUCCCAGUGAUGCCAUCCAUGUCUUCAAAACCCAGCAAGGUGCCAUCGGCAGAUAGACUAUUUUCCACCUGUGCGCCCUGCAUGCUGGGCUCCUGCUUCAUGCACGUUGUACUCUCCAUUCUGAGAUACACUGACCGAACUGGUGGGGCUCAUUUAGCUGGGAUGAGGGCUGGGAUGAGUCUCAUAGAUGCACUGCAUCUCCACCCUACAGUUUUUUCACUGUAUAGACACAUUUGCUGCCUCUCAUCUAUCUUUGGGUCAGUCGCUUUGGGUCCAUGUCUCCAUUGCUCCUCCAGGAAAUAAGGGUGAAGGGUUAAUGUCUUUAGGACCCAAGAUGCGGCCCUGACUUCAAGAGCACUCAGCAUUUGUGCUUCCUAGUUUUGGCACAUCUUUACCUGCAGCCAGGCCAGCAGUGCUGUUAUUUUUCCAGGUGGAUCUUUCCACCUCCCCAGGGCUGAGAAAGGGAGAAGGCAAUGAAGCACCUCUGCCCAGGUCAGAGGUGUCACUGGCAAGGGAAGGGGCUCGCUGGUUUCAGCUUUCCCCCACAUGGGAUGGAUCAGGAUUGUCUGACCAGUGUUUGGGUCUAGGUUCUGGGACAUGUGGUAUAUGUGCACAGUGAUACCUGCGUCCGCAUUUAGUUCUGUGGUAUUUGCCACGGUACAUUACCACGGUCAGCAGCGAACCUUGCCACAGCGUGGGGAUGCAGGAAAGUAUCAUUGCCUGCACAGAGGGGAAACUGCAGGCUGGAAUGGCUUUGGGAUUUCCUGGAGGUCCCAGAGCAGAGAUGGUGGCAGAAAAUCAGACUUACUGAGUUACAGAUGGAUCCUGCCAGCUGUGGGAUACACCAGAACACUCUUUCCCUAGACCAAAGCAGGGCGUCCGCCCCUCCGUGCAGUGCUGCGUGCUUAUCUGUCUGCCCCUCUGGCAGCCGAACCCCUGAAAUGACAUUUGAAGGCUUUACAUUUAUUCUCUCCUGCCAGUUCCAGAUCGGAUUUGCUGAGUUGUCAGGCAGAAGAUGCUUUUCUCCUAAGUGCUGGCCCCGCAGCAGCUCCCUCUGCUCCAUUGCUCCUUGGAGCAGAGCAGCUGGGCUCCUUCUGCCUCCGCUGUCACCAGCAGAGAUGUGUGGGGGCCGGAGCCACAGCUCUGCCAGUGGGUGCAUGAAGAGAAACAGAUUUCAGCUUCCAUCUUCCCCUCUUGUUUGGGUCACGCUGGGAUCAGCUGGCAGCGGGUGUUGAAAAGCAACAGACAGGGCUUGCCCUGGGAAAGAGUUGCUGGGGUGGAGAGGGCGAGGGUACUUGGUGCAAUCCCAUCCUCCUGGAGCUGGCUGAUGCAUCUGACCUAGGUGCGUGCAAUGAGCUGGUGGGUUCUCAGCGCCCAGCCCCAGCAGGCGGGGUGCCUGCCUGCAGAUAACCAGGACAAGUGACACUAACAAGCAGCUCGCCCGCCAGCUCUGUGAGAGGAAGGCAAGCACUUGUCCAUGCGUGGCGAGUAAAUUGUGCCUUUGUCCCUGGAGGCUGUCACUCUGACGCUUUGCCGUGUUCUGCUGGCAGAGAGCAGCACUGGGGGCUUGCCUUGGCAAGCAGAGCAGAGACACGUGUCCCAGCUGGAAGAGAGAAAUGAGAAACCUCCCCGAGGAGGCAUUUGCAAGUGGCAGUGUGAUCGUGCAUGCUGGUGGGGUCCUUGCACAAGAAGCGGACAGCAGUGUCCCUGGGCUGGAGCAGAGCUGGGAGCAGCCUGCUGUGUGCUGGUCCUUGAGCACUGCUCAGGACUUGUGCACUGUGGUCGCACAGCAGUAGCAGCAAGGCUGGCAGCUCAGCUGGUGCCGUGUAACUCAGCACAGCAGUGAUGCUUUGACCCCAGCAUACGGGUAGGAUGCCCCGCAGCUGCUGCACAAACAGAGCCCACGCUCAAGGGCAGAGCCAGCACGUGUGGGUGCAGAAGGGGCUGUGACACAGGCAAAUUCAGCGUUGGCUGCAACGAGCAGCACACCCGAGGUUGCUGCUGUCACCCAGGCUGGGAGAUGGAGGAAUUUAAUUAUCCUUCUAACUUCUUCCAGAAGGGGCUUGGAUGCCAUAGCAGCAGACAGCUUUCUAAAACUGAGAGUUGGGGGGGGGAGGAAGACAAAGCACCCUCCUUUGCUGAGUUCUGGUCAUUCACCCUUCUAGUCAUCCCAGCCCAGACAGCAUGAAUGGGCUUUGGAGGCACGGUGGGCAAAGGGCACAGCCAUGUCAGUGACACCUCCUCCCCUCUGCAGGAUGUGAUCUGCUGGAGGUAGAGCUCUGUAGGGCUCUGCUUCACAGCCCUGCUGCAUGCUGUCUCCCCUCAAUCGCUGCCGUGGACAUUAAUUUUUCCCAGAUUUCUGCUUCCCUUUGAAUAUCUCUGCUGUGGAUCAUUUUCCUUGCAUGUGUUAGCUGGUAUUUUCCCAAAGCUGAGUCCUGAGCUAUUUCCUGCCUGUCUUUCUGUGAUUUCUCAUGCUCCCUCUUCUGUUGUGCCUACACCCACCUCGGUACUUGCCAUUGUCACUGGGUAUGGAGGAGAUCUCUUGCUCUUCUCAUUCAAAAAGCCUGCAGGAGGAGAGGAACUGCUCAUUACAAAAUGGCAAAGCCUACUCGGCUCCUGCUUACGCCUCCCCAGCUGGAGCACAGUGGCUCAAGUCCUGUGGUAGCCACAGUGGGAGGACAAAUCCAGAGUUUUGGGAUGGAGAGAGCUUUGGGGGGUGGGAGAAGAGGGUGCUGCAGGGCAGGCUGCUGGGGGUCUGCAGGGCUGCGGGCUGGAUGGGUGGCUCGAGGAUGCAGUGAGAAGGGACAAGCAGGGAGCUGUUCCCCUGAGGGUCUGCGGGAGCAGGAGGCAGUGAGAGGAUGUAGGGGCUGUGGGGUUUCCUCUCUGCAGUGCUGUGGGUUUUGUGCUUGGGAGCACCUCUGUGAACCCCUUUCUUCCCUCCUUGCCUCGUAUGCUCCACUGAAGUACCAGGACAGUGCUGCUUUUCCCAAAGCCUGCUGAGGAUCCCCACCUCACGCUGCACGCUCAGGAGCCAGACAGCAGCUUAAAGACUAAAUAUAUCUGCUGCUGCAGCUCUUGGCUCCUAUAAAAAUAAAUCUUACCGAGGUAACUUUGUGCCGUGCAGUUCUCAGAGCUUGCUUUGCUGUGGUUUCCACUGAGAUAGCAUUUGGCUAACGCAGCCAAACAUGAGCAGAACAAGCCUGGAGCUGUAUAGAAAGUGAUAAGAUAAGGCAGGGCUAUGAUUUGCCUGUCUGAUCCUGAAGCUUUGUGCAUUAUUUAGUGCGUGUAGUGAGAGGUCAGUAGCCUCCUGAUAAUUUUCAUUAGAUUAGUCAGGCAGGGUAAUCACCUGCUCAGAAAAACCAACUUGACACUGUCUGUUCAAUAGUUGGGGUUUAACUGAAAAUAAAUAGCCUUGUAAUUAUAAGGACACUGCAAGGUCAAAAGGCUCAAAGAUUCUCUUUCUUUUCUCCCUCUGAUAUGUUUACAGAGAUCUUGCUAUUCUUUGUGAGUUUCUUUCUUUCUUUUUUUUUUUCCUCCCUUAAAUUCAAAUCAAAAGCUUCAGAGCUCUUAAAGGAAAUUCAACACUUCCACGGCAGUGGACGUGAGUGGUGUUGCAAUAGCCAAACGAUGCCUCUGACCCCAUGCUAAUGAGCGGGGCACUCAUUAGUGCACUGGAGUGUGUGCUGCCCGCCCAAGCAGGGCAGGGAUGCACUUCCCUCCUCAUCUGUGCUAAUUCUGGGAUGGAUCCAGCCUACAAAACCUGGCUGCAGGUUGCUCCCUGCUCAUCAUAGAAUCUUAGAAUCACAAGGUUGGAAAAGACCUACAAGAUCAUCUGGUCCAUCUGUCCUACUGUUGUGUAGCAGAGUGCAUCCCUCUUCGGGUGAGGUCAGCCCAGCCCAAGUGUUGUCCUGUUGAAGUUGUGCAUCAGCUCCUGGGGUUGACUCUGCUGCUGUAGUUGGAUGCUGUUCCCUCUCAGAGAGACCAGGGAGGAAGAGUGGAAGUGAUGCUCAGCCUGCUCAGCUUUAAUCAGUACCAAUGGGCUCUGCAAAGGGGUUCGUUUGUUGUAGCAAAUGGGAUAUUUGCUAUUAAGCUGGGAUAGGUGUGCAUGCACUGCUGAAAUCUUUGCCCUUUUCCAGCUUCAGGUGGUUGUGCUUGCUAUUUAUCUUCCUCAAUUGCAUGUGAAAACUAAUGUCUGGAGGGACCUUUGUAAUCUUGUCCUUCUGCAGGACUGAUGCUUUCUGCAUGAGGGCUGGAUAAGAUGCUGGUGCUCAGGGUUUGUUCAGAGCUGCUGGUGCCAGAAGUGAUGGAGAGGUUGUUGUGUUCCAGCACUGCACUGUGACCUGGGCACCUUGCUCUGCCCAGCAGUUGGGUGAAGCAAGCAGUGAUGCUUUCUGUCCUGAGCUCAGCUGUGAGCCAGGAGAGCUGCUGCCUGCUUCAAACCUGGGCAUCUACAUGUCACAAAAGGCAGUGUUUGCGUGCUGAUGUCAUCACAAAGCUGUGUGCAUCCUUGCUUUGGUGAGCUUCCAGCGCGGCCAGAUGAGUUCGCACGUUCAGCCCCUGCGGGUCCUGGAUUUGGUUUUAUUUCCUCCAUCCCGAUGGACCAUAAGUGGGGAUCCUCACCACGUUGCUGGCGGGGCUGGUGCUCGGCCCAUCUUCGCAGGAGUCUGUUGCUCUCGUUCUCUGUCAUAGGCUUUGACGGAUGCCUCGGGGAGAAGGAGGGCAGGGCAGGGACCGAUGUGCCAAAUGACGGAUGGUGCGGUCUGAAACUCCCAGAUCCGAGCGACGGGGUUCAGCCGAUCGUGGGCAACCAGAAGAAUCCCAGAGACUUUGAUGAUAAAUUGGGGACGCCCCCAGGACUCAGGACCGGUGGAGAGAUGGCCAAUCCUGUCCCGUCAGCCUGCUGCGUGGUGCUCGCCGCGGUGGUGGUGGUGUACGCUCAGAGGCACAGCCAGCAGGACAGCCACAUCCAGUAUGAGCGGGUAGGUGCCGACGUGACCAUGAAGUGCGGCUCCAUGGACUGGGAUGCAGCUGUGACCUGGACGGCCAACGGCACCGACAUUGAUGAUUCCCACCUGAACGGGUCCUACCUGAUCCUGAAGAACGUGGACCUGACACAGAGCGGCCAGUACUCCUGCUACGAGGGCUCCUCCUGGCACCUCAAGUACCAGACCUACCUUAGGGUGGGAGUCCCCCCGAAAGAGCCAGUGCUGAUGUGUCGGUCCAACAACUACCCAAAGGGUUUCUACUGCAGCUGGCACCUGCCCAGCCCCACCUACAUCCCCAACUCCUUCAACAUCUCUGUCAUACAUGGCACGAGAGAGAUGGUCUGUGAGAAGGACAUCUUCCCCAAAAACAGGUGUCAUAUCAGAUACCUCCAGCUCUUCUCAACAGUGAAGUACAAGGUGACUCUGACAGUCACGAAUGCUCUGGGCAAAAACUCCACCACUCUCACCUUUGACGAGUUCGCCAUAGUAAAGCCGGAUCCUCCAGAGAGUGUGGUGGCCAAACCUGUGCCCAAUAACCCCCGGCGGCUGGAAGUGUCAUGGCAGAACCCCUCAUCCUGGCCCGACCCCGAGUCCUUCCCACUCAAGUUCUUCCUGCGCUAUCGGCCCCUCAUCCUGGACCAGUGGCAGCACGUAGAGCUGUCGGAUGGGACAUCACACACCAUCACGGAUGCCUAUGCUGGCAAGGAGUACAUCAUCCAGGUGGCCGCCAAAGACAAUGACAUCGGCACGUGGAGCGACUGGAGUGUGGCUGUGCAUGCCACCCCCUGGACGGAGGAGCCCAAGCACCUCACCACGGAGGUCCAGAUCACAGAGACGACGAGCACCAGCACUUCCUCUUUCAUGCCGCCCCCCACCACCAAGAUCUGCGACAAGGGGGCCGGAGUGGGCAGUGGGGCCGUGGCAGUGUGUUGGACAGCUGGACUGGUCUUGGCUGCCUAUGGUGUCCUCUUUAUUUAAUCCCCAUCCGUCGCAGCCCAGCGGAGACAACCUCCCACCGCCACCGCCACCGCCACCACCACACUCCCUCCGCACCCCGCCCGUUUUGAGUCUCUUUAUCUCUUCGAUUUUGCACACGUUGAGGACGUAUCACGCUUCUCGCCAUCGCUGCGGAGGAGGACAGAGCCACCAUCCCCCCCUCCAGGGGGACCUGCCCCAAAAAACCUCGCCGAGAGCCCAGAGCGAGGACACGCACUUGUCCCCAUGUCGCCCACCCCGUCGCCGCUCCCAGCAAGGCGCAACGAUCCCGGGCACCGUGCCGCAGCCCCGGACCCCGCGGGCCAGCCCCGCCAUCGCUCAUACAGCUAACCCGCCACGCCAAAGACGUGCCACCGCCGCGCCACCGCCACGCCACCGGGACGCGGGUGACAGAGAGCGUGAUGGCGCGCUCGGAAGAGGGGACGGGAAACGGGGACAGGGAUGGAGGGAUGCUCUCAACCUGCGGCCAAAAGGGGCACCCCGGGGACCGGACUCACUCCCCCUUGAGCUCUUGACGGCGUGGAAAAGCUGGAGGGGUGCAGGAUGAGGGCUCGGUCCCCUCCGAGGGGAUGGUGGAGGGAUGAACUGGUGGCUUUCAGGAGUGCAAUGGGGAUUCGGGAGCUGGCUCGGUUUUCAUGGGGAUAAAAGGGGAUCAAAACAGCGACAAAAGCCUAGGCUCCCUCCAGCAGCCCCUUGCAGAGCAUCGCGGAGCCUGCCCCUCCAGCCAGCGCCCAGCAGCACCCAGAGGAGCCUUCACCACCCCGUCCCCAUGCCCCCACACUCUUUUAACCACGUUGGAUACAGGGAAUCGCCUCCAUCAACACCUUUGUCUUACUCUUCAGCAAAAUAAGAAUAGCUUUGCUGUCCCCUUAGAGCUGGAGCCCCGCAGACCUGUCCCCCGCUGUCCCUGGCUGUCCCCACCCCACUCUGCUCUCCUCCCCGUCCCACCCCAGGCCCUGUUUUGUAAAGACAGCUCCUCUUGUCCCUGCCCGAACCCGAGCGCAGUAUUUAAUACCGUACGUCCUAGUAUUCCAACUGUUGACAUGCUGUAUUUGAAUUUUUUAUAGAUGUAUAUAUAUAAAAAAAAAAAAAAAAGAAACAAAAAAAAAUAAUGGAGGGAAGAAAAAGGAAAAAAAAAAAAGCCCACAGAGACACACGCACACACACAGACACACACACACACACACACACACACGCGCCAGGAGAGACGGUCUUCAUUAAAUGAUCAUUUCAUGA
Messenger RNA from Gallus gallus (chicken), 13878 nucleotides. It is a transcript of the gene CNTFR, whose product is annotated as ciliary neurotrophic factor receptor. Gene Ontology annotation, biological process: cytokine-mediated signaling pathway. The transcript is spliced from 10 exons. The coding region runs from base 11143 to 12624 and encodes 493 amino acids. NCBI's taxonomy places the organism in Eukaryota, Metazoa, Chordata, Aves, Galliformes, Phasianidae. The record is from RefSeq and is a predicted model, not a curated record. Gene Ontology annotation, molecular function: ciliary neurotrophic factor receptor activity; cytokine binding. Gene Ontology annotation, cellular component: CNTFR-CLCF1 complex; membrane; ciliary neurotrophic factor receptor complex.